Molecule: messenger RNA, 2619 nt
Organism: Amblyraja radiata (thorny skate)
Lineage: Eukaryota; Metazoa; Chordata; Chondrichthyes; Rajiformes; Rajidae
Gene: dync1i1a
Product: dynein cytoplasmic 1 intermediate chain 1a
Exons: 17
Coding region: 173-2113 (646 amino acids)
Biological process (GO): transport along microtubule
Cellular component (GO): cytoplasmic dynein complex
Molecular function (GO): dynein light chain binding; dynein heavy chain binding
Source: RefSeq, a predicted model, not a curated record
ACUGGCAGCUUCCAGACGGAGAGGGAGGGAUCGGGCUCGGGCUGCAAGUGUCUAGCUGCAGCUUUAUAGCUGUGCACCAUCCCCAGUUUAUCUAUUCCAGCAUCACUUCAGCAAGAAAUGCUCAGUUAUUCAUCAAUUAUAGUUUUAAGUGAAUUGAAAUAGGGGCUUCAACAUGUCAGACAAGAGUGAUUUGAAAGCAGAACUGGAGCGAAAAAAGCAAAGACUGGCUCAGAUACGCGAAGAGAAAAAAAGAAAAGAAGAAGAAAGGAAAAAGAAAGAGGCUGAGUUGCAACAGAAGAAAGAAGUUCCCCCUGAGGACUCUGAUCUUGAUCGCAAACGCAGGGAGACAGAGGCUUUGCUGCAGAGCAUAGGCAUAGCCCCAGAGCCAGCACUAGUGCAGCCUUUGCAAAUAGUAACAUGGGAUGCCUGUUAUUUUCAUUAUUUAGUCCCAACCCCCAUGUCUCCCUCCUCGAAAUCAGUGAGCACGCCCAGUGAAGCUGGAAGCCAGGAUUCGGUAGACGGUGGACAUGGUGGAAGAGCACUACAAUGGGAUACGGAUCCUUCUGUUCUGCAGCUGCAGUCUGACUCAGAUCUUGGCCGCCGCUUGCCUAAACUUGUGAUUUCGAAAAUUACCCAAGUUGAUUUUUUACCUCGCGAGGUGGUGUCGUACUCCAAAGAGACCCAAACGCCAAUUGCUCACGAACCAGAAGAAGAUGAGGAUGGUGAGAUGCCCGAACUGAAUCUCGGAACUGAAUCAGAGUUGGAGAACCAAGAGGCGAAAGCUGAAAGUAAAGAAGCUUCUCCAAGAGAACUUACUGAAGAGGAGAAGCAACAAAUUCUUCAUUCGGAGGAAUUUUUGAUUUUCUUCGACCAUAACAUACGCAUCAUAGAACGUGCUCUUGCUGAAGAUUCCAGCCUCUUCUUUGACUAUGGUGGCAAAGAAUUGGAUGAAAAAGAAGGAGAUUUUCAAUCUGGUCUAAACCUUUCAUUUAACCGGCAAUUUUAUGAUGAACAUUGGUCAAAACAUCGUGUCGUGACCUGUUUAGAUUGGUCACUUCAGUAUCCUGAACUGAUGGUUGCUUCUUAUUGUAACAAUGAAGAUGCCCCACAUGAGCCGGACGGGGUAGCUUUGGUUUGGAAUAUGAAAUUUAAGAAAAACACUCCAGAAUAUAUCUUCCACUGUCAGUCUCCAGUAAUGUCGGUCUGCUUUGCCCGAUUUCACCCAAACCUGGUAAUUAGUGGCACCUACUCUGGACAAAUUGUUCUCUGGGACAACCGCAGCCACCGCCGAACUCCAGUUCAACGUACACCACUUUCUGCUGCUGCUCAUACUCAUCCUGUGUAUUGUGUGAAUGUCGUUGGGACGCAAAAUGCUCAUAAUCUGAUUACAGUUUCCACAGAUGGAAAAAUGUGCUCCUGGAGCCUGGAUAUGCUUACUCAACCACAAGAAAAUAUGGAGUUGGUAUACAACAAGUCAAAGCCCGUAGCUGUCACUAGCAUGGCUUUUCCAACAGGAGAUGUCAAUAAUUUUGUUGUAGGCAGCGAGGAGGGUAUGGUUUAUACUGCAUGUCGCCAUGGCAGUAAGGCUGGUAUUGGUGAAAUGUUCGAGGGGCAUCAGGGUCCAGUGACGGGUAUUAACUGCCACAUGGCUGUGGGACAGAUUGAUUUCUCUCAUCUGUUUGUCACCUCUUCAUUUGAUUGGACAGUCAAAUUGUGGUCCACGAAGCACAACAAGCCUCUCUACUCCUUUGAAGACAAUGCAGACUAUGUCUACGACGUCAUGUGGUCACCAGUGCAUCCUGCACUAUUUGCCUGUGUGGAUGGGAUGGGACGAUUAGACCUCUGGAACCUCAAUAAUGACACAGAGGUACCAACAGCAAGUGCAACAGUCGAGGGAACAUCGGCACUAAACAGAGUCAGAUGGGCAUCGACUGGCAGAGAGGUGGCUGUGGGAGAUUCAGAAGGACAUGUAUGGGUUUAUGAUGUCAGUGAGCAAUUGGCAGUCCCACACAGUGAUGAAUGGGCUCGUUUUGCUCGGACCCUGGUGGAGAUCCGGGCUAACCGGGCAGAUGCUGAAGAGGGAAGUGUAGUUGAACUGUCUGCACAGCUGUAAGCCAUUAUCUACACCCAAAGCCUUGCCAGCCCUAUGAUGCCAUACCAGAUACGCCAGCGUAAAGUGCCAUUUAAGAUAUAAAGCUGCUAUUAUUUUUUUUCCAUUUCGCACUUCGAAUAUGUUAUGUUAAAUGUGUUUAAAAAUCACAAUGCAUUAUGAAAUUUCUGGGUUCUAAGAUCUUCAAUAUGUGUCAAAUUAUGAAAGUAUAAAUAUGCAUUAAUGCAUUGGUUAGUUUCAUUUAAUGACAUGAAACCCAUAGUUAAAUUUUGUUUGCUGGCUUAUGUGCUAUACAUCUAUUAGUUCCAUAUGAUGCCAGAUAUGAUGUGCAGAUGUGGCAAGCCAUACUGUACAAGACUGAGCCAAGAAUUUCAAAUGUGUUUUCAAAUGUGCAUUCAGAGUGCACACAUUAUGAAUGGUUGUACUGUAUUAGCAUUGCUCUUUAUUUAUUAAACAACUGCAUGGAACAUACUAGAAAAAUAUUAAACUAACCUAGAACAUGUGCUAUC